Molecule: messenger RNA, 288 nt
Organism: Lathyrus sativus (Indian pea)
Lineage: Eukaryota; Viridiplantae; Streptophyta; Magnoliopsida; Fabales; Fabaceae
Source: the annotation of a GenBank genome assembly
AUGAUGUUUGCAUUCACAUCACCCGGUGCAAAGUUAGAUAAUCGUUUUAACAAUGGUGGUGGACCACCAACACUUCGGGUUCAAGGUCAAUCGUGUCAUCGAAUUGGAAGUUUGUUACCACCGGAAGGUCAACCUCCUAAAUUUACCCAACUUUAUAUUUAUGACAUUGAAAAUGAGGUCCAUAGUAGAAUGCAAGGUCUAAGGGACACGAAAAACAUUGAUCCCUUGAUUAUACAACAAUUGUCUAAAAUGCUUUAUGAACAUAACCCUCAUGCAAAAAGUUUUUAG